UAUCUAAAGGUAUUAGCUAUGGCUCAAAUUAAAGGUAUUAUCGAUCAAACUCAUCGUAAUCAUGAACUUGAUCAAAUUAAAAAAAUCUAUCAUGGAAAUGCAUCAACUUUACUUUAUCAAAAUCAACAAAACAAUCAGGUUAAUUCUAAUGAGGUUGAACAAACUAAUACUGUUGAUAAAAAUAGAGAGAAUAAAAUUGAUAUAUUAGAACUAGAUGAAAUUAGAAUUAAUAAUAAUAAAACAGAAGAUGAGCGAUUUGAUGAUGAUUGGAAAAAUGGUGAAGAAAAGUCUGUAGCUAAAGCACUUUCAGACUUAGAUAUAUCACCAAAUAUAUUUUUGCAUAAUCAGAGACAUCCUCAGAGAGAUGAAAAUGCAAAAUAG
Racocetra persica is the source of this 381-nucleotide messenger RNA. Lineage: Eukaryota; Fungi; Glomeromycota; Glomeromycetes; Diversisporales; Gigasporaceae. The record is from the annotation of a GenBank genome assembly.